Molecule: messenger RNA, 3111 nt
Organism: Pediculus humanus corporis (human body louse)
Lineage: Eukaryota; Metazoa; Arthropoda; Insecta; Psocodea; Pediculidae
Product: AMP deaminase, putative
Exons: 8
Coding region: 1-3111 (1036 amino acids)
Biological process (GO): AMP metabolic process; IMP salvage
Cellular component (GO): cytosol
Molecular function (GO): AMP deaminase activity
Source: RefSeq, a predicted model, not a curated record
AUGGCACAUAGAGGUGUCGUUGAGGCUAACGAAAAAGAAAACAACAAUGACGCAACGUCAAGCACGGGAGAAAGAUCAUCAAUAUCUGAAAUAUCAUCCGAAAGUAAAGUAUUAAAUUCCAUGAAACAAAAUACUGAACGUUCACAUCCCUACGAACUCCCACAAUUACCAAUAGAACAAAUCGAAAAAAAAAUAAAAGUCCAAGAUCUGUUGAGAAAAUCGAAAGAGGAAGACAAAGAGGAUUAUCAAUCGGAUGAAGUCAGGUAUCAGAAAAUAUUUAUCAACGACGAAGAAUUAUGUGGUGCCGCAUACGAGGAUUUGAUAUUGGCAUCGAAACAUCUCGUCGAAUGUUUACAAAUGAGAGAAAAUUACAUGAGAUUAAGUCAUCAGUCUCUUUUGGGUACGGCAUCGAAAUUUUUACAAAAAUUUACGCAAAGUUCAGACGAUAUAGCAACGGAAUCGGAUUCUAGUAACGUACACCAUUAUAGAGAAUACGAAAUGAAAUUUGCAAACAGAGGGAAACAUGGUGAAAGGUAUUCGAAAAGGGAUUCUUUUGACGACGUUCCUUAUCCCGAAGAUUCCGGUGCUGAUGUUUUAAGUGGCAAACAGAAUAAAUUUUCACCCUGGAAAUGUUAUACUCCAGAACCUAAAAAUUAUAUAAUAGCAUCCGUUAAGGGAGUUUUUCAGUUGUUUAAAAAUCAAGAAAGUGUAAAAAAUAAUUCUCCGGUGGAAUUUCACUGUCCAGAAAGAUCUGCUUUCGUCACCGAUCUAAAUAGAUUGAAUCAAUUAAUUAGCGAUGGACCGUUAAAAUCAUUUUGUUUUAGAAGAUUGUCUUACCUAUCUUUAAAAUAUCAACUUCACGUUCAUUUAAACGAAUUAAGAGAACUUGCUGAACAAAGAUCAACACCGCAUAGAGAUUUCUAUAAUAUUUGGAAAGUUGACACGCACAUACACGCAGCUUCGUGCAUGAAUCACAAACACCUUUUAAGAUUUAUAAAAAAAACAUUGAAAAAUAAUCCGCAAGAAGUUGUGACGGAAAAUCAAAUGACGUUAAAACAAGUUUUCGAAUCGAUGAAUUUAACGGCUUACGAUUUAACGGUUGAUAAAUUAGACGUGCACGCAGACAGAAACACAUUUCACCGCUUUGAUAAAUUCAAUGCCAAAUACAAUCCGAUCGGAGAGUCUAGAUUAAGGGAAGUUUUUUUAAAAACCGACAAUUAUAUCAAUGGAAAAUAUUUUGCUAAAAUAAUCAACGAAGUUUGUAGCGAUUUAGAAGAUAGUAAAUAUCAAAAUGCCGAAUUGAGAUUAUCCAUUUAUGGUAAAAAUUCAAAUGAAUGGGAUUAUUUAGCCAAAUGGGCGAUAACGUAUAACGUUUAUUCGGAUAACGUACGUUGGGUCAUACAAAUCCCUAGAUUAUACGACAUAUAUAAAUCAAAUAAAAUAAUUGAAAAUUUUCAACAAAUCCUUGAUAAUUUAUUUUUACCGUUGUUCGAAACGACCAACAAUCCAAAUUCGCAUCCGGAACUUCACAAGUUUUUAAAUUACGUCAUUGGAUUCGAUUCCGUUGACGACGAGUCAAAACCGGAAAGUUUUAUGAUGGAUAAAGAUAUGCCGCAUCCGAAAGAUUGGAACGACGUUGAAAAUCCACCCUAUGCUUAUUAUCAAUAUUACACUUAUGCAAACAUGACGGUUUUGAAUCAGUUUAGAAGAAGUCAAAAUUUAAAUACAUUUGUUUUCCGACCUCACUGCGGUGAAGCUGGACCCGUUCAACAUCUCAUAUGUGGAUACCUCCUCUGUGAAAACAUUUCGCACGGUCUCCUUUUACGAAAAGUUCCCGUUCUUCAAUAUUUAUACUAUUUAGCACAAAUAGGAAUUGCAAUGUCUCCCCUUAGUAAUAAUUCACUUUUUUUAAAUUAUUAUAGAAGUCCUCUACCGGAAUUUUUAGCCAGAGGACUUCGCGUGAGCCUGUCGACUGAUGAUCCGUUAAUGUUUCACUUUACAAAAGAGCCACUUAUGGAAGAAUAUAGUAUAGCUGCUCAAGUAUGGAAAUUGAGUACUUGCGACAUGUGCGAACUAGCAAGAAAUAGCGUUUUAAUGAGUGGUUUUUCACACUUUAUGAAAGAAUAUUGGUUAGGCGUGGAUUAUAUUAAAGAAGGCGUUCAGGGUAACGAUAUAAGUCGCACAAACGUACCUGAUAUAAGAGUAGCUUUCCGUUACGAAACUUUGGUCGAAGAAUUGACAAACAUAUUUAAAAAUGUUCCUCUACUAAAUUUGGCUGUUUCAGGAAUUUUAAGUGCUUUGAUUGCUUUACUCUUCGACUUGGAAAAACUUGUUGAAUUUAUGUCGAUAGGAACGUUAUUGGCAUAUACCAUCGUGAGUGCUUCCGUUAUUAUAUUGAGAUAUAAAAACGAUGGCAUAACACUUGGUAAUAAUAAUGGCGAUAAAGACAACGAAUCCAUUUUGAGUGCAUCGACGCAAUCGGAUGACGUAGAAAAACAUUCUUCCGUGGGAAAAUUAAAACCUGAAUUUUGGUGGUUGUCAAACAUUGUUCGUGGAUGUGGACAUAACGAAGUUAUAUCAGGCUCUGUUUUAAUGUUUGUUUGUUGCAGUGCAGUCCUUUCCGUUCAUUUACAUUUUUCAGCAUCGGAUUUAAUUAAUAAAGAGUGGUGGGCAAUCCUUGUUUUGAUAUUUUUAAUUUUUUGUUCCGUAGGAUGUCUUUUCGUCAUUGGAGCACAUGUUCAAAAUCCAUCGACUAAUUCAUUUCGAGUACCAUGGGUUCCUGUUAUACCUGGACUAUCGAUUUUAUGUAACGUCGGAUUAAUGGUUCAUCUUAACACUUUAACAUGGGUUCGUUUUAUGGUUUGGAUGACGUUAGGUCUUUUGGUUUACUUUUUAUAUGGUAUAAAACAUAGUAAAGAAGGUGAUGUAACAAGCACUUAUUCAAUGUUGAUAACAUCAUCAGAGGCUACCAAAGAACCCUGGGGAGCAAUGAAUUCGAGGGGAGAUUCUGAUGACCCCAACCUACAAAAUACUAAUGUGGAUGCAACCAAUGUUGAAAAUGAUAAAACUGAUAAUCAAUCAAAUCCAAUUUUUGAAAACGAUGAUAAAUAA